Oryza sativa Japonica Group (Japanese rice) is the source of this 1184-nucleotide messenger RNA. NCBI's taxonomy places the organism in Eukaryota, Viridiplantae, Streptophyta, Magnoliopsida, Poales, Poaceae. The record is from RefSeq and is a predicted model, not a curated record.
GAAGAACACCACCGCAAACCAACCCAACAAAAGCAGGGCACACGCAUACACAUCGCAAGCCGCCCAAACCCUACACAAUCUUCGAAUCCCCACCGAAUCGCGCGAGAGAGAAAUCCAAGGCGAGGACGAGGAGGAGGAGAAGGAAGCUUCGAGAAUGUUCCGGAACCAGUACGACACCGACGUGACGACGUGGAGCCCGGCGGGGCGGCUGUUCCAGGUGGAGUACGCCAUGGAGGCCGUGAAGCAGGGCUCCGCCUGCGUCGGCCUCCGCUCCCGCACCCACGCCGUCCUCGCCGCCGCGAACAAGGCCGCCUCCGAGCUCUCCUCCCACCAGCGGAAGGUCUUCCGCGUCGCAGACCACGCCGGGGUCGCGCUCGCCGGCCUCACCGCCGACGGCCGCGUCCUCUCCCGAUUCCUCCGCUCCGAGUGCAUCAACCACGCCUUCGUCUACGACGCGCCCCUCCCCGUCUCCAGGCUCGCGCUCCGCCUUGCCGACAAGGCGCAGGUUUGCACACAGCGAUCAUGGAAGAGGCCAUAUGGUGUUGGCCUCCUUGUUGCUGGAUUAGAUGAGUCUGGAGCCCAUCUAUACUAUAACUGCCCCAGCGGCAACUAUUUUGAGUACCAGGCAUUUGCUAUUGGCUCUCGCUCUCAAGCCGCCAAGACUUUCCUUGAGCGCAGAUUCGAGGGCUACAACGACUACACCCCAGAGCAACUUAUCAAAGAUGCCCUCUCCGCCAUAAAGGAGACGCUGCAAGGUGAGAAGCUAACCAGCUCCAACUGCACCGUUGCUAUUGUUGGCAGAAAGGACGAUGGCACCGUUGAGCCAUUUGAGAUGAUCGACGUGAAGAGGAUCCAAGAAAUAAUCGAUUCCAUGGAGGCUGCCGAGGAGGCACCAGCGGCAGAGGCUGAGUCGAGCUCGAUGCAGGAGGAGGACAAGGGCACGGACGCCGCGCCCAUGGACAUCUAGGCCCAAGAUACAUCUUAUCUCCUCCCUUACACCGUGUCUGAGUUUCCAAAAGACUACUGUUUUAGAAAGCUGUGACUGUUGUGUACCCUUUCUUCAGUACUACAACUUUGCGACGGUCUCUUUGAUCAACAUCGAUUGUGUUUUGGACCGAUUAUUUACAUGUGAUGCGGACAGAAAAUCUCUUUGGUUUCGGGGACCAGAUUACGUUUGCUUAUCA